Molecule: messenger RNA, 1524 nt
Organism: Dichotomopilus funicola
Lineage: Eukaryota; Fungi; Ascomycota; Sordariomycetes; Sordariales; Chaetomiaceae
Product: FAD linked oxidase
Exons: 2
Coding region: 1-1524 (507 amino acids)
Molecular function (GO): oxidoreductase activity; FAD binding
Source: RefSeq, a predicted model, not a curated record
AUGCGGUUCCUCCUCGCCCUCUCGACCGCAGCCGCGGUCGUGGCCGCGACCAGCAGCCACAGCACCAGUACCAGCAGGCCUCACAAGCGCGCCGACAUAGACGACUGCCUCGCAGACGCCGGCGUCCCCGUCGACGAGCUCGACUCCGACGACUGGGAGCUCGACGCCAGCCCCUUCAACGACCGCCUGCCCUACACCCCCGCCGCCAUCGCCGCGCCCACCUCUGUCGAGCACAUCCAAGCCGCCGUCUCGUGCGCCGCCAAGCUCGGCAUCAAAGUCAGCCCCAAGUCGGGCGGGCACAGCUAUGCCUCGUUUGGUCUUGGUGGUGAGGACGGGCAUCUGGUCGUGCAGCUCGACCGGAUGGAUAAUGUGACGCUUGAUGCGGAGACGAAUAUCGCGACUGUGCAGCCCGGUGCGCGGUUGGGGCAUGUGGCGACGUUGUUGAAUGACCAGGGGAAGCGGGGGUUUAGCCAUGGGACGUGUCCGGGCGUUGGCGUGGGUGGCCACUCUAUCCACGGCGGGUUCGGCUUUAGCUCGCACACCCACGGUCUCGCAGUCGACUGGAUCGCCGGGGCCACCGUCGUUCUCGCCAACGGCACAGCAGUCAAGACCUCCGCCACCGAGAAUCCAGACCUCUUCUGGGCCAUCCGCGGCGCCGGCUCCAGCUUCGGCAUCGUGUCCGAAUUCCAAUUCAACACCUUCGCGGUCCCGGACAACGUAACCUCCUUCGAAAUCAACCUCCCCUGGAAAAACGCCACCAACAUCACCGCGGGCUGGAGCGCCAUCCAAGACUACCUUCUCGCGGGAGAUAUGGACCCGCUCCUCAACAUGCGCGUCCUCGGCAACGGCUACCAAACCCAAAUCCAGGGUCUCUACCACGGCAACAAGACCGCCUGCAACGAAACCAUCCAGCCCCUCGUCAAGCUCGUCAACGGCACGCUGACCAAGCCGGUCGAAUACGACUGGAUGGGCGGCAUCUCACACUACGGCUACAGCCAAGAAGUCGACCUCACCCGGCCCUACAAGCAAUCCGAGACCUUCUACUCCAAGAGCCUGGUCACCUCCGCGCUGCCCGCCGAGGUCCUGCAAAAGGUAGCCGACUACUGGGUCAACGAAGCCAGGAACGUCACCCGCUCCUGGUACAUCAUUAUCGACUUCUACGGCGGGCCGACGUCCGCUGUCACCAAGGUCGCCGCGGAGGACACAUCGUACGCCUACCGCGACCCGGAGAACAGUCUGUUCCUGUACGAGCUGUACGACCGGAGUUUUGGGGAUUACCCGGAGGAUGGGUUUACGUUUUUGGACGGGUGGGUGGAUGCGUUCACGAGCGGGCUGGAGGAGAGCCAGUGGGGGAUGUAUGUGAAUUAUGCGGACCCGACGAUGGAUCGUGAACAGGCGCAGCAGGUGUAUUAUCGGCAGAGCUUGCCAAAGUUGAGGGAUAUCAAGAAGGCGGUUGAUCCGGAUGAGGUGUUUUAUUACCCGCAGGCAGUUGAGCCUGCGAAGCCGGCGGACCCAGAGAAGUAA